UCUGAAUUCCCGCUCCUUCUUUGUUUCUGUUCCUUUUUUUUUUUUUUUUGGCUAAUUCCUUGAUGGCUCCGCAUUAAAGAGGCCACACCUGAUUUCUGGGCUUAUUCUGGCACAGAAUACCCUUUUUCUUGCCCUGGAUUUUGCUCAAACCUUUGCUCUUGAUUGACUGAGGAGGGAAAAUUUUUCUUUUUAAGGUUGAGAAGAAACAGAGGAUGGCAGGAACAGGGCCGACAUCUGCAAGUGACCAUCAUCACGGUGAACUCGUAACUUCAAUAACCAACAGAAUGAAGCAACUAUCUGCAGUAUCUGUGGACUGUUGCAUCUACACCGUUCCGGAGAAGCUCCGGCGGGGCUACGAAGAGGCCUACACACCUCGCGUCGUCGCAAUCGGACCUUAUCACCGUGACAAGGAAGGCCUCAAGCCGAUGGAGGAUCAGAAGCUGCGAUACUUGCAAAGCUUCCUCCAGUACAACCGGAGGUUUGGCCUGGAGGACUACAUCGAGAGGAUCAAGUCCUGGGAGGGUCGGGCCCGGAAGUGCUACGACAAGCCGAUCAUCCCCGACUUCGAUGAGUUUGCACAGAUGAUGCUCCUCGACGGCAUCUUUGUGAUCCAGCUCUUCCUGAUGCAGUGGAACUAUAAGUGGAGGCCGUAUGGCGACCCGAUCUUUGGCAAGCCAUGGAUGAUUAACGACGUCCGCCGCGACAUGUGGCUGCUGGAGAACCAGAUACCGUUCUUUGCCAUCCAAGAGCUGUUCGAGAUGGCGUACGGAUCGCACCAAAAGCACACACCGGGGCUGCUCGAGCUUGCGUAUCAGUUCUUCCAGCCGCGGAUGAAAAUGGAGGAGCUGCCGGAGGGGGUGAUGGAGUCAGAGGUGAAGCACUUCCUCGAUGCGAUCAGGCUCUUGCACUUGCCAUCGGUCAGGAAGGCACCAUACGAGAACCAUGAAAUGUUCAAGUUCAUCCCAAGUGCAACCGAGCUGGUGGCGGCCGGAGUCAAGCUGAGAAGAGGUAAAAGCCGGUGCUUGUUAGACAUCAAAUUCAAGAAUGGAGUGCUCGAAAUCCCGCGCCUCGGUCUUUACCACACAACGGAAUCCUAUUUUAGGAACAUUAUCGCCUUCGAGCAAUGUUACUACCGGGACGACAGUUAUCUGAUCGACUAUAUGGCCUUCAUGGAUCACCUGAUCAAUACCCCAGGUGAUGCAAAUUUGCUGAUCGACAAAGAAAUCAUAGAGAACUGGCUCGGCAAUGAGGAUGCUGCCACACGCCUACUCAACACCUUCUGCAACGAAACUUACAUGUGGACAAGAAACGCCUACUUCUACGACCUCAGGCAUGAGCUCGUCGCGCAUUGCCGAAGGCGUUAUAACAAGUGGAAGGCCAUGUUUAAGCGCAAUUACUGCAGUAGCCCGUGGGCAGUCAUCUCGGUUGUCGCUGCGAUUGUGUUGCUUGCCCUGACUAUAGUGCAGACCGCGUGCUCAGUCCUAUCUCUCAAAUAACUUUGCUUUUUUAAUGGUAAAUUGCCACUGUAAUGCUCUAAGUUUGGAUUGAAUUGCGUGUGAUCAUUGGUCACUUUCUAUCAGAAUCAGCAGACAUCCAUUUAUGUAUGUUAGUCGGUGCAGAAUAUUAGCUUUUCACUA
This is a messenger RNA of Syzygium oleosum, 1637 nucleotides long. Its product is annotated as UPF0481 protein At3g47200-like. The transcript has 2 exons. The record is from RefSeq and is a predicted model, not a curated record. Bases 213 to 1496 code for a protein of 427 amino acids. Lineage: Eukaryota; Viridiplantae; Streptophyta; Magnoliopsida; Myrtales; Myrtaceae.